Cladocopium goreaui is the source of this 477-nucleotide messenger RNA. Lineage: Eukaryota; Dinophyceae; Suessiales; Symbiodiniaceae. The record is from the annotation of a GenBank genome assembly.
AUGGCCAAAAUAUCUGCAGAAAGAAACGGAAAAAUGGAGGUGGGACCAAGGCGUUCUGAGCGUCUGCGGAAAACAGAGCCACAGUCAAAGAGGCUUCAGCACAAGGUGGCCCAGAUCAAAGAGAAAUCAGAGCGUUUAGCCUUGCUGGAGCUGGAUUUCGUGCUGGAGAAGGAGCGUCAAGAUGAUGCAUCCGAAAGUGAGGAGGAGCCAGAGAAACCGCGGCGGCGGGGCGAAAGGGCAUCGUCGCGACAAGCCAAAAAGCGCCGAUCCCGGCGUUUUACAUUCAGGGAGUUGGCGGAAUUGGUCUCUGCAGAGGGGACGCCAAACUUCUUUAGCUGCGAGGUAGGUCCAUCCAUGUGGCCGAAACGUCUCCGGUGUCACUGCUUGAAGUGGGCGAGGUACAAAUGUCCUCGGUGUCUUGGGCCUUUCUGCAGCCUCGAGUGCCAGAAAGCUCACAAAGAGGUGCUCUGCAAAUGA